This is a messenger RNA of Andrographis paniculata, 3085 nucleotides long. Its product is annotated as ABC transporter G family member 11. Bases 481 to 2649 code for a protein of 722 amino acids. Gene Ontology annotation, cellular component: membrane. Gene Ontology annotation, molecular function: ATP hydrolysis activity; ABC-type transporter activity; ATP binding. Lineage: Eukaryota; Viridiplantae; Streptophyta; Magnoliopsida; Lamiales; Acanthaceae. The transcript is spliced from 11 exons. The record is from RefSeq and is a predicted model, not a curated record.
ACCAUAACCAUAACCAUAAACCCCAUAUGGACCCGGAGGGUGGGAGGGAGGAGAGUUCAUCCUCAUCGCCGUCGGCGUCAAUUUAAUUACCUUUACUAGUCCUUCCUUCUCUACUCAUAUUCUUCCCCACGACUCUACUAUACUGUGCGCCUGCCUGCCUGCGUGUGCCUUGUUUCCACGAUAUAAUCACUCGAUCGAUCAUGUUUAUUCUUUGAUUUGAUUAGAUUAGAUCAGAUCAGAUCAGAUCAGAUUAAACCAACCCGACCCAAUCCAACCCAAGCUAGAAUCAAGCCUAACUGCGUGACUGGCCGGCCUCGUAGUUUUGGUUGUUGGAAUUUGUAGCUGUAGCGAAGCCUUUGCUGUGAUAUCGCCGUGAUCAGUCAGUCAGUCAGUCAGCCAUUGCAUUGGGGGGCAGUCAAAUUCACAGCGUCUGCGUUUCUCAUACAAACUCCAUUUCUGAUAAUCUUUGCAGGGUAAGCCAUGACGACGACGACGAAUAAGAAGACCUCCUCCUCAGCCUCGGCCGCAGAUGAUGUUAUGAUGGAGAUCGAGGCCAGCAAGCCGCAGGGGCACGGGCUGGUGGUGGGGGGGCUGAGCCCCCUGAGCGAGAGCCUGUGGAAGGAGAAGACCAACACGGAGUUCAUGGGGGACGUGUCGGCGAGGCUGACCUGGAAGGAUCUGACGGUGAUGGUCACUCUGAGCAACGGGGACACUCAGAAUGUCCUGGAGAAGCUCUCUGGGUACGCGGAGCCAGGAUCCUUCACGGCGCUCAUGGGCCCUUCCGGAUCCGGCAAGUCCACUCUGCUCGACGCCCUCUCGGGCCGUCUGGCGGCCAACGCCUUCCUCUCCGGGACCAUUCUCCUCAACGGCCGCAAGACCAAGCUCUCCUUCGGCACUGCUGCAUAUGUAACUCAAGACGACAACCUGAUCGGCACCCUGACCGUUCGCGAGACAAUAUCGUACUCAGCUCGACUGCGCCUUCCCGACGGGAUGCCAUGGUCAGACAAACGCGCGCUGAUAGAGAGCACGAUUGUGGAGAUGGGGCUCCAGGACUGCGCGGACACGGUGAUCGGGAAUUGGCACCUGCGCGGCAUCAGCGGCGGAGAGAGAAGAAGGGUUAGCAUCGCGCUCGAAAUCCUGAUGCGCCCCAGGUUGCUUUUCCUGGAUGAGCCAACCAGCGGCCUGGACAGUGCAUCGGCAUUCUUUGUGACCCAGACAUUACGCGGGCUUUCGAGAGAUGGGCGGACAGUCAUAGCCUCCAUUCACCAGCCUAGCAGUGAAGUUUUCGAGCUGUUUGACCGCCUGUACUUGCUGUCCGGUGGAAAAACUGUCUACUUCGGUCAAGCCUCGGAAGCCUACGAGUUUUUCGCACAAGCUGGCUUCCCUUGCCCCGCUCUGAGAAAUCCCUCCGACCAUUUCCUCCGGUGCAUCAACUCCGAUUUUGACAAGGUGAAAGCAACUCUAAAAGGAUCUAUGAAGAUUCGGUUCGAGACAAACGAUGAUCCUCUUGAAAAGAUAACCACAGCAGAAGCAAUUCGGACGCUUGUAGACUCUUAUCGCACAUCUCAGUAUUGUUAUUCGGCCAAGGAAAAGAUUGAGGAGAUGUCCAAAAUUAAAGGGACUGUGCUAGAUUCUGGGGGGAGUCAGGCUAGUUUCUUCAUGCAGGCUUUCACAUUAACUACACGCUCCUUUGUGAACAUGUCGAGGGACUUCGGGUAUUACUGGCUGAGGCUAGUCAUCUACAUUGUUGUCACUAUCUGCAUUGGCACCAUUUACUUGAAUGUGGGAACCGGCUACAACUCAAUCCUGGCAAGGGGGGCGUGCGCAUCUUUCGUUUUUGGCUUUGUAACCUUCAUGUCCAUCGGUGGGUUCCCAUCCUUCGUAGAAGAUAUGAAGGUGUUCCAGAGGGAGAGGCUGAACGGGCACUACGGCGUGAGCGCAUUCGUGAUCAGCAACACCUUGUCGGCGAUGCCGUUCCUGAUACUGAUCACGUUCCUGUCCGGGACGGUGUGCUACUUCAUGGUCCGCCUCCACCCGGGCCUCUCCCACUACCUCUUCUUCGUGCUCUGCCUCUACGCCAGCGUCACCGUCGUCGAGAGCCUCAUGAUGGCUAUUGCCAGCGUCGUCCCCAAUUUCCUCAUGGGUAUCAUCAUUGGGGCUGGCAUUCAGGGCAUCUUCAUGCUCGUCUCUGGUUACUUCCGACUUCCAAAUGACAUCCCCAAGCCCGUCUGGCGUUACCCCAUGUCUUACAUCAGUUUCCAUUUCUGGGCGCUGCAGGGGCAGUACCAGAACGAUCUGAAAGGGCUGAUCUUCGACAACCAGUCGUCCGAUCUCCCCAAGAUCCCGGGAGAGUACAUACUGGAGAAUGUGUUCCAGAUCGACGUGAGGCGCUCGAAAUGGAUCGACCUGAGCGUGCUGUUCAGCAUGAUCGUUGUCUACCGCAUCAUCUUCUUCAUCAUGAUCAAAGUCAACGAGGACGUCACCCCCUGGGUCCGCGGCUACAUCGCGAGGAGAAGAAUACAGCAUAAGAAUGCGAGCCAGAAUACCACUGUGGCACCCUUUGCUCUUACCCACUCACCUUCCCUCAGAACCUAUGUCGUCCAAAACAAUCAUCGUCGACGAGUCGAGGAGGAGAAGGAGGAGGAUUAACUCAACUGCCACGGCCCCUGCCCUGCCCAGCCCGGCCUGCUGCAGCUGCUACUUAAUUAAUUUCCUUCCGCCGGCCGGCCGGGAACUAAUAACACUAUCUACUACUACUGCUACUGCUACUGCUACUAGCUAGCUAGUUCCGGCAUGCGUGUUUCAUGUUGAUCACCAGCGGGUAACAACAAUUCAUUGUGUUACUUACAUCUUCCGCAGAACCAAGUCCUACUGUAAAGACAACUACUAAACAAACCAAAACAUGUUGGUUUAUGCAUGUAAGAGAGAGAGAGAGAGAGAGAGAGAGAGAGAGAUAAGGGGAUCUUGUUCCCUUGGACGUACGUACGUUACUAUAUUGAUGUCACCAACCAGUUCCUUAUAUUUUUGUCAUAUAAGUGUCUGUUUGUUGAUCGAUCGAAAGCAAUUAUUCAUUAAUUCUAGCUUA